This is a messenger RNA of Alligator mississippiensis (American alligator), 21291 nucleotides long. Its product is annotated as zinc finger protein 883-like. Gene Ontology annotation, cellular component: nucleus. Lineage: Eukaryota; Metazoa; Chordata; Crocodylia; Alligatoridae. The record is from RefSeq and is a predicted model, not a curated record. Gene Ontology annotation, biological process: regulation of transcription by RNA polymerase II. Bases 280 to 2487 code for a protein of 735 amino acids. Gene Ontology annotation, molecular function: DNA-binding transcription activator activity, RNA polymerase II-specific; RNA polymerase II cis-regulatory region sequence-specific DNA binding. The transcript is spliced from 10 exons.
CUGGGGGGCAGGAGGGCGUGGCGGGCGUGCAGCCCCCUGCUCGGCCCAGCUCCCCGCGGAGCCCCCCCAGCUCGCAGCGGGGCACGACCUGCCCGGCCCAGAGACCUGGGGCCCCGUUUGCGGGGCCUGGGCUACGGGGAAGCCGCGGGGCCGCGGGAGGUUUGCAGCCGCCUGCCUGCCUGCCUGCGGGAGCUGCGUGUGCUCUGGCUGGAGCCCCAGCGCCGCAGCAAGGAGCAGGUCGCGGUGAGGGUGAAGGGCGAGGAGGGGCCCUCCGACGAGAUGCAGCCCCCGGGGGCCCUGCAGGACCCUGGUGAUCCCCGGCGGGAGCAGCCCAGCACCCGUGGUGCGGACAGGCCUCUGGACCAGCCACCUCCCGGCCCCAGAGACGAGCCCCUGCCCCCCCAGCAACCAGGUGCUGGGACCCUGCCGAGAGCUGAGCAGCAGCCUGCUGAGGAGGGGCCGGUGAUCCUGGAGCUGCAGAGGACGUGCGCAGGGAGCCUGGAGGAGAGGAGCUCCCUGACCCCUGAGCCAGGCCAAGUGCAGAAGGGGCAGGGCAGGCCUCCAAAGCAGGAGGAGAGCUCGAAGCUCCGGGAGGUGUUUGAGGACGUGGCUGUGUAUUUCACACGGAAGGAGUGGGAGCUGCUGGACGAUGAAGACAAGGUGCUUUACCAGGAGCAGAUGCUGAAGAAUUACCAAGCCCUCAUUUCCCUGGCUCCCAGGAACUUGGUGUUCAACCCCCCAGUACUUACCAAUCUGUGCACUCAUCAGCCCUCCUGGGGUGAUCCUCCCAAUGGACAGGAUGAUUGCUAUUUUGCACCUACAGGCUAUCGAGGUCCCACACCUGACUUAAUCUGCAGCAUCCAGCAAGGACGGGUGGAUCUUUGGACCUGUGCUGAUGAGGACUGUGGGGAAAUGUCAAGAUGGGAGGACCUGGUGCCAGGAGGUGCCUGGCUGCUGAGCAGAGCUGAGGAGCAGCCUCCUGUGGAAGAGUCUGCAGACAUGGAGCCAGCGCAGACUUCCCCAGGGAGUUUGGGUGAGAUGGACUCCCUGAGACCUGAGAAGGAGCGAUGCUACGAGAGUCAGGGGAGGCCCCAAAAGCAGAAGCAGAAGGAGAAGGUAGCCACAAGCCAGGACCGGUGCAUCCCCCGAGGGAGGAUCACUCACCACUGCACUGAGUGCCAGAAGAAUUUAAUCUGCUUGCAAGACCUGUCCCAGCAAGAGUGUGUGCGGCAGCACCGCACCAAGUAUGGGAAGAGAUUCAGGCAGCUCUCCAACUUGGUGAGGCACUGGUGCAUGCACACAAGAGAGAAGCCACAUCAGUGCUCAGAGUGUGGGAAGAGCUUCACUCACUUCUCCCACCUGACUCGGCACGAGCGUAUCCACACAGGGGAAAAGCCCCAUCAGUGCUCAGAGUGUGGGAAGAGCUUCGCUCAGUCCUCCAGCCUGGCUCAGCACCGGCAUAUCCACACAGGGGAGAAGCUAUAUCAGUGCUCAGAGUGUGGGAAGAACUUCACUUACUCCUCCGCCCUGGCUGUGCACAAGCGUAUCCACACAGGGGAGAAGCCCCAUCAGUGCUCAGAGUGUGGGAAGAGCUUCACUCACUCUUCCACCCUGGUUCGGCACCAGCGUAUCCACACAGGGGAGAAGCCACAUCAGUGCUCACAGUGUGGGAAGAGCUUCAGUCAGGCUUCCCACCUGGCUCAGCACCAGCGUAUCCACACAGGGGAGAAGCCAUAUCAGUGCUCAGAGUGUGGGAAGAGUUUCAGUCACUCCUCCCACUUGGCUCAACACCAGCAUAUCCAUACAGGGGAGAAGAUACAUCAGUGCUCAGAGUGUGGGAAGAGCUUCACUCGCUCCUCCAGCCUGGCUGAGCACCAGCGUAUCCACACAGGGGAGAAACCCCAUCAGUGCUCAGAGUGUGGGAAGAGCUUCAGUCACUCCUCCAGCCUGGCUGAGCACCAGCGUAUCCACACAGGGGAGAAGCCAUAUCAGUGCUCAGAGUGUUGGAAGAGCUUCACUCAGGCCUCCAACCUCGCUCAGCACCAGCGUAUCCACACAGGGGAGAAGCCCCAUCAGUGCUCGGAGUGUGGGAAGAGCUUCACUGUCUCCUCCACCCUGGCUCGGCACCAGCGUAUCCACACAGGGGAGAAGCCACAUCAGUGCUCAGAGUGUGGGAAGAGCUUCACUGACUCCUCUGACCUGGCUCUGCACCAGCGUAUCCACACAGGGGAGAAGCCACAUCAGUGCUCACACUGUGGGAAGAGCUUCACUCUCUCCUCCCACCUGACUCGCCACCAGCGUAUCCACACAGGGGAGAAGCCACAUCAGUGCUCACAGUGUGGGAAGAGCUUCACUUACUCCUCCGACCUGGCUCAGCAUCUGCAUAUCCACACAGGGGAGAAGCCAUAUCAGUGCUCAGAGUGUGGGAAGAGCUUCAAUCGCUCCUCCCACCUGGCUCGGCACCAUCGUAUCCACACAAGGGAGUAACCCCAUCAGUGCUUGGAGUGUGGGAAGAGCUUCACCCUCUCCUCCAUCCAGGCUAGGCAUCAGUGUAUCCACAGAACGGUAAAGCCAACCUCGUCAGAACUGAGGACCACCAGGUGCCAACUGCCCCCCUGCCCUCCUUCCCUCCAUGCCAUUCUCUAGAGCAGCUUCCUUUGUAAUCAAGCCCAACAAUUUAAUGCGAUCCCUCUGUGGUGGAUCUCUAAAUCCUCUCAAGACCUAUGAAAUGCGAUAGUAGAGGUAAAGGAGGUGCAGGCUGUGACAUGUCCUGCCCCUUGUGUGGAAGGGUGGGGAAAUAAUGAAGGCAUCCUCUGGGUGAAAUUAAGCAUGUUGUAAUCUCCCUUGGGAAUACUGAGGCUUCCCUCCUUGUGCAAAAGCCAUUUGACUCCAUGCGUAUCCUGUAGGAGGUCUUCCACAAGGUUCAUUACCCAUCCUGCAGAAAAGGCCCUGGUGGUUAAAGUGGGCAGUAAGCUGACUAUGAGCCAGCAGUGUACUCUUGUUGCCAAGAAGGCUAAUGGCAUACCCCAGUAUGGACAUUUAUAGGAGUGUUGCUAGUAGCUCAAGGGAAGUGACUCUUCCCCUCUAUUUGGCACUGGAGAGGGCACGUGUGGAGUUGUGUGUCCAGUUGUGGGCCCCCACUACAGAAAGGAUGUGGAUGCAGGGAAGAGUCCAGCAGAGGGCAGAAAAAGUGGUGAGAGGGCUUGGGAACAUAACUUAUGAGGAGAGGCUGUGGGAAAUGGACUUAUUUCAGAGUAUCAUAGUUUCCUAGUAGCUAGGGUUGGGAGGGACCUGAACAGAUCAUGUAGCCUGACCCCUGCCGCAGGCAGGAAUGAAUGCUGGGUUCACAAGACCCCAGACAGGUGAUCGUCCAACGUCCUCUUGAACAUGCCCAAGGUAGGGGCGAGGACCACUUCCCUGGGAAGUUGGUUCCAGAGUUUAGCCACCCUAACUGUAAAAUAUUGCCUUCUGAUCUCUAACCUAAGCCUAUUCUCCAUCAUCUUAUGACCAUUGUUCCUCGUCACCCCAGGUGGUGCUGGGGAGAAAAGGGCUCUGCCUAUUUUCUAUUGAUCCCCCCUGAUGAGCUUGUAGGCAGCCACCAGGUCCCCCCUCAGUCUCCUCUUGCUGAGGCUGAACAGGUUCAGGUCCUUCAGUCUCUCCUCGUAGGGCCUGUCCUGCUGCCCUCUCACCAAGUGGGUGGCCUCCUCUGGACCCUCUCCAGGCUGGACACAUCCCUUUUGAAGUGCGGCCCCCAGUACUGGACACAGUACUCCAACUGCAGCCUGACCAAAGUCACAUAGAGGGGGAGGAUCACCUCUCUGGACCUGCUUGAGAUGGACCUUUGGAUGCAUGACAAGGUCUGGCUGGCCUUGCUGGCUGUAGUCUGGCAUUGGUGGCUCAUGUUCAUCUUGGAGUCAAUAAUGACUCUGAGAUCCCUUGCCGCCUCUGUGCUUUCAAGGGGAGAACUCCCCAGCCUGUAUGUAUGCUGUGGAUUCCUUCUCCCCAGGUGCAGCACCCUGCAUUUGUCUGCGUUGAACCCAAUCCUAUUCUCAUCUGCCCACUUUGGUAGUCUGUCUAAAUCUAGUUGCAGCCUCUCUCUCACUUCAAGUGUGUCCACCUCGCCCCACACCUUAGUGUCAUCAGCAAACUUGGACAGCGUGCAUUACACCCCCUCGUCCAAGACAUGAAUGAAGAUGUUAAACAGUGCGGGCCCGAGGACCAAACCCUGGGGGACCCCAUUGAUCACAUCUCGCCAGGUUAAGUACAACCCAUCCACCACUACUCUCUGGGUGCGACCCAUCAGCCAAUGUUUUACCCAUCCAACUGUGCAGGCAUCAUUGCCGCAAUCACUUAAUUCAUUGAUGAGGAUGGGGUGAGAGACAAUGUCAAAGGCCUUCUUAAAGUCUAGAAAGCCUAUAUCCACAGCAACACCAUCAUCCAAGGAUUUAGUUACUUGGUCGUAAAAGGCAAUCAGGUUGGUCUGGCAGGACCUGCCUUUGGUGAACUCAUGCUUAUUGCCCCCGAGCAUGAUCUCCCCUGCAGGCCCCCCACAGGUGUGCUCCUUGAUGAUCAUCUCCAAGAGCAUCCUGAGCACCAAGGUGAGGUUUACAGGCCUAUAGUUACUCAGGUCCUCCUUCCUCCCCUUCUUGAAAAUUGGGACCACAUUAGCCCUUUUCCAAUCCCCCGGCACCUGGCCAGAUGACAGCAAAUGCUCAUCCAGCCGGGCCAAAGGCUCCGCGAUGACCCCUGCCAGCUCCCUCAACACCCUUGGGUGGAGGGCAUGUGGACCUGCAGAUUUAAAAAUGUCUAGCCCUUCCAGAAGAUCCCUACCUAUGUCUGCACUGACUGAAGGCUUUCUUGUCUGGCGUGGCCACUAGAUUACCAUUUGUGUCUUGAAGGGGCCCUACAUUGCCUGGUGCCCUCUUCUUGCUCCUAAUGUACUUGAAAAGGGACUUUUUGUUGUCUUUAAUCCUGGACACUAGCCUGAGCUCCAUCUCUGCCUUGGCCUUCCUAAUAGCCCUCCUGCACUCCUGGGCCGAGGAGGAGUACUCCUCCUUGGUGACAGUUCCUCUCUUCCGCUGGUUGUACGCCUCCCUUUUUGGUUCUCAGGCAUUGCUGAAUUCCCUUGCUGAGCCAAGGGGAUUUCUGAGCGCUCUUGCUUGCUUCUCUCAGGGACUGUUAUCCUUUGGGCCUGGAGCAUCGCCCCCUUAAGGUACGGCCAUCCCUUGUGGGCUCCCAUCUCGUCUACCUUCUGGGCCUUUAGUGCCUCCCCCACUAGUCUCCUAAGCUCCUUGAAUUUGUUGGAUAUUUGAAGUAUUUUCUUACUAGAAGGGUAGUAAAACACUGGAAUAGGUUACCCAGAGAGGUGGUGGAAGCUUUCUUUGGAAUUUUUCAAAACCUGUCUAGACAAAGGUUAGUCUGGGAUGAUCUAUUUGGAGAUGGCCCUGCUUUGAGCAGGGGGUUGGACUAGAUGACCUCCUGAGGUACCUUCCAACUCUCAUUUUCUAUGGCUCUUUAGAGGAAUGCCUGUUCUAUACAUUUGGGUGUAUUGGUUAUAGACCUGUUGGUCUUCCCUGGCAUAUAUUUGUGUUUUCACAGACCUGCAUUUUGCAUAUUGUCUUAAGUUUCUAUUCCACUCAGGAGAGCCCACAAACACCAGCAUAAUCAUCCUGACUGAAGAAGGGUGUUUGUGCCCAAAAGCUUGUACAGAACUAUUAUUCCAAUGAUUUAGUUGAUCUCAUAAAAGAUCUCAAAUUUAUCCAAAGAACCUUGUCUAUGUUCCAUACAUCAUCAUCACUUGUUGGAUAGGCUGUACUAUCUGAUCAUUGAGCUCCCAUCUGCAUUUCAUUCUUAAACCUACUAGCUGAAUGAGGCUACAUGGAGGUUUGUGAGUCAUUUUUGGUGGGACCACCUCUUCAACAUUUUCUUGGUGCCCAGAAGGACUCCGGGGGUUACUAGGUGUCCCCUGAGCCCUCAGGCUUCGUGCUGUUCGGGGAAGGGAGCUGGAGGGCACUGGCCCUGUUUUGUUGCAUUUUUCUUCAAAUAAUUUGCUCCUUUUCAGCCAUGGUUUGUCAUAUAGUUUCAUGGUUGGUAGGGUCAGGAGGGACCUGAGCAGAUCAUGAAGUCCUCCCCUUGCCAUAGGCAGGAAAGGAUGCUGGGGUCAAACAACCCCAGCAAGGUGUCUAUCUAGCCUUCUUUUGAAGACCCCCCAGGGUAGAAGCCAGCACCACUUCUCUCGGAAGUUGGUUCCACAUCCUAGCCGCCCUGACAGUGAAGUAGCGCCUCCUGAUGUCUAGUCGAAAUCUACUCUCCAUCAACUUAUGGUUGUUAUUCCUUGUUACUCUCAGUAGUGCUCAGGGGACCAGAGACUCUCCCAUUGCUUGCUGGUCUCCCUUGGCCAGUGUAUAGGUGGCCACCAGGUCCCCCCUCAGCCUUCUCUUGUGGAGGCUGAAUAGGUUCAGGUCCCAUAGCCUUCACUCGUGGGGCUUGCCUUGCCACCCCUGGAUCAUGUGAGUGGCCCUCCUCUGGACCCUCUCAAUGCUGUCCACAUCCCUGCUGAAGUGCGGCGCCCAGAACUGGAUGCAGUACUCCAAGUACAGCCUGACCAGUGUCAUAUAGAAGGGGAGGAUCACCUCCUUGGAUCUGGUCUUGAUGCAGGUGUGGAUGCAUGACAAGGUGAGGUUGGCCUUCCUGACCGCGUUCCCACACUGUCGUCCCAUGUUCAUCAUGGAAUCAAUAAUAACUCCAAGAUCCUUUUCUGCCUCUGUGCUGAUGGGAGGGGAGUUCCCUAGCCUGUAGGUGUGUUGCUGGUUCUUUCUCCCUAGGUGCAGCACCUUGCACUUGUCAGUGUUGAAUCCCAGCUUGUUCUCAUCCGCCCACCCCUGUAACCUGUGCAGAUCCAAUUGCAGCCUGUCCCUCCCUUCUAGUGUGCCCACUUCUCCCCACAUAUUAGUGUCAUCCAUGAAUUUGAAGAAGGUGCUUUUCACCCCCUUGUCCAAGUCCCUGAUGAGUGUGUUGAACAGGGCAGGCCCAAGGACUGAGCCCUGGGGGCCCCACUGCCCACAGCCCUCCAGGUUGAAAAUGACCCCUCCAACACCACCCUCUGGGUGUGGCCCACCAGCUAAUCAGUUGGUCUGACAGGACCUGCCUUUAAUGAACCCAUGUCGGUUGCCCCUAAACAUAACCUCCCCUGCCGGCCCCUCGCAGAUGUGCUCCUGGAUAAUUUUCUCAAAGAGCUUCCCCAGGACCGAGGUAAGACUAACACACCUAUAAUUUCCUGGGUCCUCCUUCCUCCCUUUUUUGAAAAUUGGAACCACAUUGCCCCUUUUCCAGUCCUCUGGCACCACACCAGAGCAACAUGAGUGCUCAUAAAGCCGUACCAGGGGUCCCACAAUGACCUCUGCUAAUUCCCUCAGCACUCUGCCGCGGAGAUCGUCAGGACCUCCUAAUUUGCACACGUCUAGUCCCAAAAGAAGUUCCCUGACUAGGUCCUCUCUGCCCCUGGGCCUGGCUACACCUGUCCUGGGACCAUCAGGGAUUCUGAUGGGGGGGGGACGACCUGGUCCCUGCUUAGAAAAAUGUAGGCAAAGAAUUUGCUAAAUAGGUUAGCUUUGUCAUCUGGUGAGACCACCAGGUUUCCAAGUGUGUCUUGCAGAGGCCCCACAUUAUCCGGAACCAUCUUUUUACCCCCUAUGUAUUUAAAAAGGGAUUUCUUGUUAUCCUUGAUCUGGGUCGCCAGUCCCAGUCCCAUCUCUGCCUUGCCCUUCCUGCCCGCCCCAUGCAGCCCCGAGCAAUGGAGGUGUAGUCCUCCCUGGUGAUGGCCCCUCCCUUCCACUAGGUGUACACCUCCUUCUUAGCUUUGAGGCAUUCGUGGAUGCUUUUUGUGAGCCAUGGGGGCUUUUGUUUGAGCACUCUUGCCGCCUUUGAUCCCUUUUGGGAUUGCCACCCUUUGGGCUUGGAGGAUCGUCUCCUUCAGGAACAACCGCUCUUCUUGGACUCCCAACUCCCCACCCCUCUGGGACCUCAGUGCCUCCCCGACUAGUCUCCCUUGCUCAGUGAAAUCCACCUUACUGAAAACCAGGGCUGCUGCCUUGCUGAAGACCUUUGCCACCCUGUGCUGGAUUGUCAAUUCAAAUUGUUGAUGAUCGCUAUCACCCAGGUGAUCAAGCACCCGCAGACCCCUCACAGGAUCAUCGCUUGUGGCUGGGACCAGGUCUAACAAGGCAUUUCCCCUGGUGGGACUGUGCACCUCCCGAGUUAGAUGGAGGGCCUGUAACUUGGCUAGGAACCUACCUGAGCGGUCAGACCUGACUGACUGCUCUUCCCAGCAUCAACAGGUAAAGCAGUCAGCCAGGCACUAUCUGGAAGCUUUGUGCCACACGGGGCUUCUACGCAUUCCUAGUUCUUCCCCUCUCGCGUCAUGAAUAAUGCUUGCUUCCAUUAUAGGGUCAGCCAUUCCGGCAUUUUUCACAGCAUUUUCCACGCAUUUCCUGUGUUCUUUGAUCACGCAAUUACACCUAAAGCCACCAGCAUGAGCCGCCAGGACUGCACUGACUUCACUGUGGGUGGACAAACUCCCAGGGGAUCCUGCACUGCCUUGGGGCUGCUUGUAGGGCUGGAGCUGGUGCCAACAUGUCUUUGCUCAAGUUAAUGAGGUGCACAGGCCAGCCUGUGCUGAGUGUAGAUAUGUGGCAAUAUUGGCUACGAAGGACCAUCUUACAGGAUCAUCAUAAAAUUGUAGUUUAUUGGACGGAUGUAAAAGACCAUAACCCUUGGUGCUGAUCCCCCCCCCCCCCCACACACACACACAGAGUAGCUAGCUAUAAACACUAAGCACCGGUGUCAAGAUAUAGCGAUCCCCAAGCACUGGAGUCUGCCUUCAAUGGCCAGUUGAGGCUUCUUUCAAUGCGAUGUUGCUUCAGAAAGGGGUUGCCGGUUGGUCCUUCUGGCUGGACAGGCAGGGUGCUGGUCAGGUCAAAAAGGGCACCCUUGGGGGUCAUUCUUCGCUGCCUUUUAUUGCUCUCUGGCAGAAUUGGAGACUCCCCGAUUCCUGGGCUUACCCAAUCCAGGGGUCUUUGACCUCGAGCGACAUCCCUCUUGGUAGCUGCCGGAUGGCAGCUGUCAGCCCCAGGGGUCACGUCUGUAUGUGCAGUCUCAAGAAUCUGCUGAUGAAUUUUGAUUGAUUCACUGCCAUAAUGAAUACAACUCUGGAAAUGGCUGAUCAGGGGGUAUUUCAGCCCCAAGGGUCUGUUUCCAGCCUUGAUUAGUUCAACCGGGGGCUUCCCUACCUUUAACAGUGAAGUUUCAGGGAGUUCCUGACUCUGUUUUGAUUCUUUCCUUUUCUUAGUUUGUAGUUUCGUAGGUGUUAAUUGCCACUCAUUAACUUACUUAUCCAGACUAGCUACUGUGUUACACAUUCAACCCUGAUUCCUUCAGGGACCCGCCCCAUACAGAGAUUUCUGCUCUUGAUAACAUUGUUACAUGGUACAACUUACUUUUAAACUUAAAGUACAUUUGUAAAACCAUCCACAAGCUCUAUUUUUCACUACAAAUACAUCUUAUAUAUAUAAUAAUAAUAAUAAUAAUAAUAAUAUAAAAGAAAAAAGAGAGGAAGCAUCCCCAAAAGGGGGCAACUUCGGUAAAAGGUGCUUUUGCCAUAUGGAGGAGCUUUGCAUUUGUGGGGGCGGAGAGGGAGGGCAGGCAGUCAAAAAGGUUUCUUGCUGCAGCAGGGCUGUGCUUCGGGGAUACUGGUUCAGUGGAUGACACGCUGCAGUGAGUGAGGAGAGCACCUCCAUACAAGUGGGACCAGAAGGUGAAUUUCGAGCUACAGGGAUGGAGGCAUUUCCUCUGUGGAGCAAGAAAACCAGGCUCCCUGCUGAAGACCUUCUGAGAUGGGCAGGAACCUGCUCCCUUUGUCUCACGUUUCCCACUCUUGCCAGCCAGGUGACCAGGUCUCUCACCUGUCUAUCACUCUAGUUGCUAACCAACCCUCUAGCCUCCAUGGGAGACCUCAGGUAUCAGGGAGGGGAGUUAACCCCCUAUUGUCUUAUCAAGGACCCCAUGACUGGGAGAGGGGCUGGAGCCCCAACCAGUCUACCUGGCAACCAGUGAUGCAUUUCCAAUUGAUUGGGUUGUAGCCAACUUUAGCUAGUCUCCACUGGACGCCAUAGUGAGGUCAUAAGGUGUAUAUAAGUUAAAGCCUGCCCAGGACGGACAGCGGCCAUGACAAGGACUCUCACAGAAGCUGGACCAUCUGAAACUCACUGUCUCUCUUCAAACUCAUGGUCACUGAACUUCCUGCUUCCAGAGGGAAUCUCCCCCUGCCUCUGGAUGAUGCCUAUGCAUCUUGAGCAGGUCCAAAGAGGUGAUCCUUCCCCUCUAUAUGACACUGGUCAGACUGCAGGUGGAGUACUGCGUCCAGUUCUGGGCACCGCACUUCAGGAGGGAUGUGGCCAGCAUUGAGAGGGUCCAGAGGAGGACCACUUGCAUGGUCAGGGGACUGCAGGGCAGGCCCCACGAAGAGAAGCUGAAGGACCUGAAUCUAUUCUGCCUCCACAGGAGAAGACUGAGAGGGGAUAUGGUGGCUUUCUGUACUCACCAGGGGUGACCAGCGACAUAUAGGUGAGGCUCUGUUCCCACGGACAACACCUGGGAUAACAAGAAAUAACAGCCACAAAUUGAUUGAGAGCAGACUCAGGCUUCAUAUCAAGAGGCAUUGCUUUAUAGUUAGGGCUGUCAGGCUCUGCAACGGGCUCCCAAGGGAGGUGGUGCUCUCCCCUACCAUGGGGGUCUUCAAGAGGAGGUUGGAUAGAUAUCUGACUGGCAUGGUAUGAUCUCAGCACUCGUUCCUUCCCAGGGCAGGACGUCAGACUUGAUGAUCUGUUCAGGUCCCUUCUGACCCUAGAGACUGAAAGCCCACAACUUUGAAGAAGCAAAAGCUGGUCGUUAGGCUGGACAGACAGAUUGAGCCAUUUUCAUGAGAUGAAAAACUGAAAUGAAUGCCCAUGUUUGAUUGGUAGGUAACUCAACAUGUGUGAGUGUGACAGAGCCAUUCAUUCAUUUUUAUGAGACGGUACGUGUAAGUUUAGCAUGUUUGUGAUGAGAUUUAAUUGUAACUUAUUUUUUUAAAUGACAGAGGAAUUGAUUUUAUUGAUUAUUAAAAAAAAAAGAAUCCAAUUAAAAAAAAUAUGAUUAAAAAAAUUGGUUUUUAUCUACCCUGCAAUUGCGGGUGGUCCUGUAUGGUUGGACAAGGGCUAAUCUAGCACCAAUCCUUAAGAAAAGGAGAAGGACGGUCCAGGGAACUACAGACCAGUCAGCCUCACCUCAGUCCCUGGAAGAACCAUGGAGCAGGUCUUCAAGGAAUCCACUGUGAAGAACUUGGAGCAUAAGGGGAUGAUUAGGAGCAGUUAGCAUGGAUUCAUCAAGUGCAAGUCAUGCCUAACCAACCUGGCUGCCUUCUAUGAUAAGACGGCUGGCUGUGUGGAUGCAGGGGAAGCAGUGAAUGGCAAUAGCCUUGAUUUUAGAGAUUUUUUAUCUCCCUGCCUGCCAUCUGACACCUCCAGAGAAGGAAUUCGACCUGAUCAACACAUCAAAGAGCUACUCAACACAGCUCACAAAGACAUUCUCAUGGACCCAGAGGGACAGCCUUCCUGCUUCAGCUCUCUCUCUGCAAUAAUGAAGUUUAUUUCCUACCUAUGGGGACUUUUUACCAUCUUGUACCAUCUACAAUUUUCCCAGACCCUGACAAAGGGACCUUGAUCCUGAAAGCUUGCAGAAAAGGACAUUUUUCUUGCCAUUUUCCAGUUGGUCUAAUAUAAGGUAUCAUUUUGGAACCAAGAGUUCUAGUUUUUUGUAUAUUGAUUUUAGCAAGGCUUUUGAUAUAGUCUCGCACAGCAUUCUUGCAAGUAAGAUAAGGAAGUCUGGGUUGGAUGAACGACUGUAAGGUGGACAGAAAGCUGGCUUGAUCAUCAGACUCAACAGGUAGUGAUCAAUAGCUCAAGGUCUAGUUGGCAGCCAGUAUUAAGUGGAGUGCCCUAGGGGUUGGUUCUGGGACAGGGCUUGUUCAGUAUCUUCAUUAACAAUAUGUAAGAAGAGAUGGAGUGCACCCUAAGCAAGUUCACAGAUGACACCACACUGGGGGAAGUAAGAGCUACACUACGGGGUGAGGCUAGGAUUCAGAGUGAACAAGACAAAUGGGAGGAUUGGGCCAAAAAAAAUCAAAUGUGGUCCAACAAGGACACGUGCAAGGUCCCGUAAUUAGAAUGGAACAAUCCCAUGCACCGCUACAGGCUUGAAACCAACUGGCUAAAGAGCAGCUCUGCAGGAAAGGACCUGGGGUUACAGUGGACAAGAAGCUGGAUACGAGUCAGCAGUGUGCCCUUGUUCCCAAAAAGGCUAAUGGCAUCCUGGACUGCAUUGGGAAGAGCAUUGCCAGCAAAUAUAUGGAAGUCAUUAUUGCCCUCUUCUCCAUUGGUAAGUACCCAUCUGGAGUACUGGGUCCAGUUUUGGGGCCCCAACUGCAGAAAGGAUGUGGGCAAGUUGGAGAUAGCCAGCAGAGGGCAAUGAAAGUGCAGAGGGGCUGAGGGACAUGAUUAGGAGGAAAGGCUCAGGGAACUCAAAACCUAAGGUUGAUGAGGACCGGGUUAGAGCGCUUCUGGAGGGGCUGGACAUGUUCAAGUCAGCAGGUCCAGAUGCUCUCCACCCCAGGGUGUUGAGGGAGCUAGCAGGGGUUAUUGCAGGGCCCUUGGCACAGCUUUACGAUUGCAGGGUUGGCGAUUGCACCACCUCUGGAGGGAGCUUAUUCCACAGUCUGGGCACUCUAACUGUAAAGAAGUUUUUCCUAAUGUUGAGCCCAAAACAGUUUUCCCAGAGCUUGUGACCAUAACUCCCGGUGCUCCCCCGAGGGUGCUGUGAUGAACAGUUGUCCGCCAAGCUCUUGCUGUACUCCCCUGAUGUAGUAGUAAGCUGCUACAAGGUCCCACUCAGACUUCUCUUUUUCACGCUGAAGAGUCCCAGGUCCCUCAGCCUUUCCUCGUAUGGCUUGCUGUGCAAGUCUCUGAUCAUGUGGAUGGCUCUUCUCUGGACUCUCUCAAGAUUUACCAUGUCCCUGUUGAAGCGCGAUGCCCAGAACUGGAUGCAGUACUUCAUCUGCGGUCUCACCAAGGCUGAGCAGAGCAGAAGAAUCACCUCCUUGGUUUUGCUGGAGAUGCAUCGGUUGAUGCAUGUCAGAGUAUUAUUUGCUCUGCUGGCUAUAGUUCUGGGUAGGAUGUAGAGAAACUUGAGUGUGUCCAGAAAAGAGUCACUUACAUUAUUAGAGACCUGAAGAGCAAGCCAUACAAGGAAAGGCCGACAGACAUGGGAUUGUUCAGCCUAGAAAAGAGACGAUUUGGGGGGAAUUAGGUGGCAGCUCACAAAUAUAUCAGGGGCUAGGCGAACACCUAUUCACGGAAGUGUCCCAGGGGAAAACCAGGAGCAAUGGUCACUAACUCCUAGAAGAAGGUUUCUGACUGGAUAUAAGGAAAUACUUCUUUAUGGUUCAUGUGCCCGGACUCUGGAAUAAACUGCCAGUGGGUGUGGUGCAGGCACCUACCCUGGGGGUCUUCAGAAGGAGAGUGGAUGCACACCUUGCAGGGGUUAUUUUAUCUCAGCACUAUACCUGCCCAGAGCAGGGUGGUUGCACCCGAGCAUCUUUUGAGGUUCCUUCCAGCCUUUCAUUUCUGUGACUCUAAAAGUAGGCAGAAAGACACAUUUCAGAGCAUGUGAAAUUCCCGAGUGUAGAAAUGGUCUGUAUCGUCUUUCUUUAGCUCGAGAAAGCAUUUGAGCACUUCCCUAAGGAAAUUCUCUGGGGGAAAUAGAGGAAAAAGAUAAGCAAGAGAAAAGCAAAUUGACCUUUUGAAACAUAAGUACCUCAACCCCGCGCACAAGCCAGAACAAGCCCCUGUACUAGAGAACCUCUGCAAAUGAAAACAGGAUUCCCUAGGCCCCAUUCCUAACCUACUUCUUAUCACAGUGAUGGGCAUCUGAUCUGCAAAGGAUUUGAGGAGGACAAGAAAAAUUCUGAGAAUGGCAGAGUGAGCCGAACUGCCCAGGUCUUAAUGUUAAUAGAGCAAAGCAACCAAAGUAUCUGGUCUUUGGAGAUGAAGAUGUUGGGAAGGAAUGUGGACAGCAGCUUCCACCUACCCUGGUAGAGGUAUCUGGGUUACAUCACGUGUGCAUAUGUCACUAGAGGCAGAGUUAAGGAAAUGCAUCGUCCAUGUGUUGUAGCAGCAAAGGCUGACAAGACUUCUGUUAACUUCUGCUGGGUCAUAUCAGGAACUGUGCGAGAAUCUACCCAGGUGCUUAGGAUCAACAGACUAUUGGAAAGUCAGGCCAGAAGGGUCCUCACAUGGUCAUCUAGUUCAGCCCCCUGCUUAAGGUGGGACCAGCCCUCACUACAGCGUCCCAGACACUUCUGUGCAGCCUGCUCCUGGGACCUGCCAGGGAUGGAGACUCCCCCACGUCUCUAGGGCCUGUUCCGGCACUCAGCCCUGCUUGGAGUCAGAAAGUUCCUCCUCUCCAGCCUUCGAUUCCUCUGCUGAAUCUCGGGACCAUUGUUCCUCGUCCUGUCCUCUGCAGCCACAGAGAAAAGCCCAUCUCCCGCCUCUCUGCCAUUGCCCUGCAGGACUUUGCAGACUGGUCAAAUCCCCAGUCAGUUUUCUCUUCUCCAGACUCAAUCCUCUCAGCUCUUCCAGCCUGUGUUCAGCUGUCUUGCCUCCCAGGCCCUGAUCAUUUUGGUUGCUCUGCACUGGGCUCUUCCCAAUCUGUCCACAUCCUCCUGGCAGUGUGGGGCCCAGACCUGGGCAGUUUCCAGUGCAGGAUGGAGCAGGAGAACCACCGCCCUGCCCUUGGCAGGGACUUUCCUGUCCAGACAACCCUAGAGGCUGGAGGCUUUGUCUGCAACAAAUGCACUGGUUUACCUGGGUUCUCAGGCUAAGAGUGCAGGUCUUUGUGCCCAAAAGCUUGCUUCCUGCCCCAGCCAACUACCAGCUGGCUCAAGAAAAGGGAUCAUAAAAAAGUCCUGGAUUCUCCUGCAUAUUGUGGCAGGACUCAGCUGGUAGCACUGUUAUUCACCAUACUGUGAUGUUACAGGAUUGGAAGAGACCUCAAGCAUCUAAUCCAGGCCUCUGCAUGGAGGCAGCAGGACACUCUUCCUAAGCCACUACACACAGCCCCAUCCAACCUCUGCUUGGAAACCUCCAGGGAAGCAGGGUCUGCAGCUCCCUGGGGCAGCUGGUCCUGUUGCCCUGCUGCUCUGACAUUAAGAAAGAUUUUUCCCCUGCGAUUUCCUCGCCAUCUGUUUUGCUGCACUUCAAACCCCUGGUUGCAUGUUCUGCUGUCUGGGAAUGACUGUCACAGGAACAUGAAGAUUUCCAGAAUCUCUCCCAGAUCCAUUCACACUGGCUGUCAGGAGUGAAUGGUGCAGGCCAGUCAAAGCUGAUCUGCCUUUGUGUCGGGUGUACAGACGGGUGUCUGGAGUCAGCCCAAAUGUGAAAAAGGUGAAGACGUGGGCGCUAGCGAGCGGUGCUGGCUGUAGUGGUCUGGAUGGUGCAAGGGCAACAUGCAGGGGUGGAUGCUGCAAGUUCCCUGAGGGCAGGGAAUGUCCCAUGGCUGCAGCACUUGCAAGUUGGCCUUGACCAGUAUGAGCUGGUCCAGUGCCAGGGCAGCACUGGGCCAGGUGCCCUCUUCCCUGUGCUCUGAGCCUCCAUUCACAAAAGACAACAGAAAAGGACAUUUCCUGCUCCCACUUUGUUCCCCUCCAUCUCUGUCUCUGGGUACCCUUAGGGACUAUUUAGAAAAGCUGGAUAUAUACAAGUCUGUGGGGCUGGACAGGAUGCACCCGAGGGUGCUGAGGGAGUUUGCUGAUGAGAUGGUAGUGCCACUGACCAUCAUCUAUGAAAACACAUGGGGAUCAGGAGAGGUCCCGGAUGAUUGGAAAAGGGCAAACAUAGUGCCCAUAUUUAAGAAAGGGAAAAAGCAGGAUCCAGGGAAUUAAAGAUGGGUCCUUCUCACCUCGGUCCCCGAAAAAAAUUACAGAGCAGAUCCUUCAGGAAUCCAUUUCUAAGCACUCGGAGGAGGAGAAAGUGUUCAGGAAGAGUCAGCAUGGAUUCACCAAGUGCCAGCCAUGCCUUACCAACCUGAUUGCCUUGUAUGCUGAGAUGACUGUCUCUGUGGAUGUGGGGAGGCCAGUGGAUGUGUGGUAGCUUGAUUUUAGCAAGGGUUUUGCUAUGGUCUCCCACAGCAAUCUUGCAGGCAAACUAAGGAAGUCUGGGCUGGAUGAAUGGACUGUAAGGUGGAUAGGAAACUGGAUGCAGCACCGGGCUCAGAGGAUAGUAAUCAAUGGAUUGAUGUGUAGAAAGCAGCUGACAUCAAGUGGAGUGCCUCAGGGAUCAGUUUUGUUUCAUAUCUUCAUCAGUGUCCUGAAAAUAGCACACAGUGAUCCCUUGUAUCAAAAAAGCCCUCUUUUCCUCUUGCCUGCAGUUGCUCCCCACUCCUUGGAUACGUUUUUCCUCUUCUACCUAUCACUUUAAGAUAAGGAAUUGUGUUUUAAAACUGGAUGUGUGCAUUUUGUAUCUCCCCUUGUAUUUUGGUAAUUUUAUCUAUUUCUGUGUCAUGGCAUUACUUUUGUAGUUUCUAUUUUAUACUCCUCACCUUUCAACGUUCAACUAAACGUGUUUCGUUUCAGAAGUAAGUUAUACAUUGUAACAAUGUUAACAAGAGCAGGAAUCAAACUGCCCUUCCCUGUAUCAGGCGUGGCCUUGAAAGAGGGAGUGAAUCAGUGAUUGAAUGCGUAACACAGUAGCAAAAAAUUGCAACCUAUAUUAGAGAGAGACCCUGUUCUUAAAAAGAUCUUCCCAGAGCCACCCAUCCAAGCCUUCAGACAAGCAUCGAACCUCGCCAACCUCAUCACCAGAAGCAAACUUCCUCAAGCCCAGAACACACCAAAAGGAUCCAGACCGUGUCAGGACAAGAAAUGCAAAACCUGCCAACACAUCUCCACACCCCACUAUGACUACACCCCACAACAGAGCCAUCAGCAUCCCCAGAUCUUACAGCUGCACCUCCAGAAAUGUGAUAUAUCUCAUCCAAUGCACCAAAUGCCCUGAUGGAAGAUAUGUAGGAGAGACCAGACAACAACUGCGCACCAGCAUGAACGCGCACCGGAAAUCCAUCUAAGACAGAAACACCCAAUUACUGGUGGGGGCACAUUUCUCACAGGAGGGCCACUCUCUCUCCAAGCUCUCAGUCCUGAUCCUCAAGGGAAACUUACACAACACAUCCCAGAGACAAGCCUAUGAGCUCCAUUUCAUCAACCUGCUGGAUACUAGAGAUCAGGGACUAAACACAGACAUUGGAUUUUUGAUACAUUAUAAUCUGCCUGGCAACUCACUCCCCCGCCCAGCCCAGCCCCUGCCUUCUUCACUUUUCAUCGCAUCCAGGAAGAGCACACACCAAGUGCUGCAGCUUCCUUAGCCUGAUGAAGGGUUUUUGAACCCGAAAGCUUGCUCAAUAACUAUUCUCCAACCAUUUGGGUUGGUCUAAUAAAAGAUAUCAAAUUCACCCAAGGAACCUUGUCUGCCUAUGUCGUUAGACCAACACGGCUACAACCUAAACCCCUGCAACAUGGAAGAUAUCGAAUUCAGUCAUCUGAAAUGGAAACUGUACAACAUGAAAAAGAAAGAAGCCAGACUCAACAGUGACAUAUAUUUUCUAAGCCUUUGCAAGAAACACAACUUCAUUCCCCAAGGACUAAACAUCUACAAUCCCCUGACUACUACAGACAACUCCAAAUAUGCUGCACAGCUAUGCAGAAGAACUUCAGAGAAAAGUAGAAAUCAUCUACUUCACCUACUCUACUCCAAAAGAGACCAACUCAGGAAGGAAAUCGUCAUACACUACAACAACUUAAAAGACAGAAAUCCAUACAUGUUCCCUGACAAUAUACAGUGGAUACAAAGAGACUACGAAAAACUUUCUACAGCAUUCAUCCUACGUAAAAAGAAGAAAUGGAACAAAUUACUCCAAGAACAAGCUCCCCAGCCACAAAACAACCAUCAGAGGAACAGCACCAACACCUUAUGACCUUCCAACCUCAGACUUGAUAAAACUGCAAACAGCAACCAACCCACAAAUGUUAUCAAUCUCUCCACACACACGCUUACCAAAACUGAAAAAUCUGUCCUUUCUAAAGGCCUAAAUUUCUGCCCAGAAAAAUACCCUAAUAAAAUACUUCAAUGUGGAGAACUAUAAUAAUUCUUCCGAUGCCUGCGCCUCAAAGAAUAUUUCCACGACCAAACUGAACCCACUCCCAACAACAACUCAUCCUCUGACAACAUUCAGGAAAGGAUCAAUGCCAAAAAGCCCCAAAAAACAUCAGAUCGGACACCUCACAGUGGACGAAACCCUAACCUUGACCGCUGCAUUAACUGCUUCAGGGAAAGAAUGAACAAUAAACUAAUCAGCAACACACGCCACCACAACAACCUCUCUCUACCAGAGAAAAAGGCCAUAGAAUCUCUAAGAUCUAACCACCAAAUAGUAAUAAAACCAGCAGAUAAAGGAGGAGCCAUAGUCAUCCUAAACCAUGAGGAUUACAUAAAGGAAGCCAACAGACAGCUGUCUGACACCACCUACUACAAAGAACUACAAGAAGAUCCUACUCCCCUUUUCACCAAAAAACUCAACAAUACCAUCAAAUCAUUUCCAUCCAGAUUACAAGAAAAACUACAGACCUUGAUCCCCCCGCUGCCUAACCCGGGGACUUUUUACAUGCUCCCUAAAAUCCACAAACAAGGGAACCCUGGCAGACCUAUCAUAUCCAACCAUGGGACCCUAACUGAGGAAAUAUCAGGUUUUGUUGAAUCCAUCCUAAAACCACUUGUCACCCACAGAGCAAGUUUUGUACAAGACACUACAGACUUGCUACGGAAACUUAAAAACAUGAACCACCUUCCCAGCAACACACUCCUAGCCACCAUGGACGUUACCAGCCUAUAUACCAACAUCCCACAUCAGGAUGGCAUCCAUGCCUGCCUUACAUAUCUACAGGAACAAGAUUACAACCCAGAAUACAGACCCAAAGAUAUUACUGAGCUUAUACACUUCAUCCUCACACACAACAAUUUCACUUUUAAUAAUCAACACUUCCUCCAGAUGAUGGGAACAGCUAUGGGCACUAAAAUGGCCCCAUAGGAUGCCAACCUUUUCAUGAGCCACCUGGAAGAAGACUUCCUCAACAACUGCACCAUCAAACCCUUACUAUACCUAAGAUACAUCGAUGACAUCUUCAUCAUUUGGAGUGAGAACCUGCAAACUCUGAUUGAGUUCCACCAGAAAUUCAACAGUCACCAUCCCUCCAUCAGACUUUCUCUAGAAUACUCCAGCACCAACAUCCCCUUUUUAGACACAAUGAUCAGUAUCCAGAAGGGUAAAAUGCAGACCACAGUAUACAAGAAACCCACAGACCAACAUACAUAUCUGCACAGAACCAGCAAUCACCCGAAACACACCACAAAAGCUGUGAUAUACAGCCAAGCCCUCAGACACCACCGCAUCUGUACUGAAGAGCACACCCGGGAUUGCCACCUCACCAAUCUUAAACAGGCUUUCACCCAGCAAGGACACUCCUCCAGAGAGGUAGAUCGCACGUUUUUAAGAGCCACCUCGCUACCACGUGAAGAACUACUGCAGUACAGAAGAAAAACACCCACAAAUCGCACACCACUGGUUAUGACCUAUCACCCAUCCCUUGAACCUGUACGGAAAAUCCUCAAAAAAUUGCAACCCAUAUUAGAAAAAGACCCUAUUCUUAAAAAGAUCUCCCCAGAGCCACCCAUCCAAGCCUUCAGACAAGCACCGAGCCUCGCCAACCUCGUCACCAGAAGCAAACUUCCUCAAGCCCAGAACACACCAAAAGGAUCCAGACCGUGCCAGGACAAGAAAUGCAAAACCUGCCAACACAUCUCCACCACCCACACUAUGACUACACCCCACAACAGAGCCAUCAGCAUCCCCGGAUCUUACAGCUGCACCUCCAGAAAUGUAAUAUAUCUCAUCCAAUGCACCAAAUGCCCUGAUGGAAGAUAUGUAGGAGAGACCAAACAACAACUGCGCACCGGAAUCAAUGCACACCGGAAAUCCAUCAAAGACAGAAACACCCAAUUACCGGUGGGGGCACAUUUCUCACAGGAGGGCCACUCUCUCUCCAAGCUCUCAGUCCUGAUCCUGAAGGGAAACUUACACAACACUUUCCAGAGACGAGCCUAUGAGCUCCAUUUCAUCAACCUGCUGGAUACUAGAGAUCAGGGACUAAACACAGACAUUGGAUUUUUGAUACAUUACAAUCUGCCUGGCAACUGACUCCCCCACCCAGCCCAGCCCCUGGCUUCUUCACUUUUCAUCCCAUCCAGGAAGAGCACACACCAAGUGCUGCAGCUUCCUUAGCCUGACGAAGGGUUUUUGAACCCGAAAGCUUGCUCAAUAACUAUUCUCCAACCAUUUGGGUUGGUCUAAUAAAAGAUAUCAAAUUCACCCAAGGAACCUUGUCUGCCUGUGUCCUUAGACCAACAUGGCUACAACCUAUACCCCUCCUAACACAGUAGCAGGCAGCCAUUAACACCUGGGAAACCACAGAUCAACCAAUGGAAGAAAUCAAUAGGAGACAAUGUAACAACCGGGACAUCUCUAAACGUCACUGAUCAAGGGCUAGAAGCCCUGAACUGAAUUAAUCAACGACGGGGACCAACUUUUGGGCUGAAUAUUUCCAGAUCGACUGCUCCCAGAGCCCAAUUCAAAAUUCAUCACGGACUCCCACACCUGUACAUACAUGCAGACGACCCCUGGGGCUGACAGAUGCCAUCCAGUAGCCACUGAGGGGGGAAGUCCCACGAGGGUCAAUGACCCCUGGAUUGGGCAAACCUGAAAACUGGGGAGUCACCAAAGUCUGCCAGGGACAGAUAAAAAGCAGUGAAAAGUGACCCUCAAUGGCGCCCUCUUCAUCUCCAACUUGACCAGCACCCAUCCUGUCCAGCCAGAAGGACCAGCCGGAAACCCCCUUCUGGAGGAUAACACCACGCUGGAAGAAGCCUCGACUGGCCAUCAAUGGCAGACUCCAGCGCUUGUAGGAUAGGUAUACCCGACUCUUGUAGCUUGCUACUGUGUGUGUGCAUGUAUGUGUGUGUGUGGGGACCAGCCCCAAGGUUUAUGAUUUAACAUCAUUAGUGUUUCAAUUCACCUAAUAAACCAGAAUUUUAAGGA